Molecule: messenger RNA, 1445 nt
Organism: Eublepharis macularius
Lineage: Eukaryota; Metazoa; Chordata; Lepidosauria; Squamata; Eublepharidae
Gene: MINDY4B
Product: MINDY family member 4B
Exons: 12
Coding region: 1-1359 (452 amino acids)
Biological process (GO): protein K48-linked deubiquitination
Molecular function (GO): K48-linked deubiquitinase activity; cysteine-type deubiquitinase activity
Source: RefSeq, a predicted model, not a curated record
AUGCGGCACCACCCGAGAGUACCCCAUGCCACCCAGGAGCAUGCACCCGAGAAGCCCAUGCUUCCCCUACUGGCCAGGUUGGAAGUCAGUCACACAACUCAUCAGAAAUGUCAAGACCCUAUAUCUGAUGAUGGCAAAGAGGAUGCAGCUAGAGCAACUACUAGUCCCUUAAAACAGGACAAGUUUCCAUCCAAUAUUCUUUAUUCAAUUCCCAAAGCUCUCCUAGUCUCAUCAAACUUAGGCUGGCAGCCUAUCUCCCUGGAAAUGGCAGCAGGGCUACGAAUGAUGCUAUUUGGAAGCACAUCCCAAGUCUUCAACCAUGAAUGGAAAAAGGCAUAUUUCAGAUUCCAUGAGCCAUGUGCUGACCUGGCCUAUGCACUGAAGAAAGAUAAGGGUGGAGCAGAAGCUAUUCAGAUGGCUGUUCAAGUGAACAUCAUUAAACACUUACUGUUCGUACAGAAUAAAGAGGAGAACAUCCAUCUUCAAAGUUUGUGUGAAUUACGCCAAAAAGAACAAGAAAAGGCUCUGGCAGUAGCUUUGGCAGAUAUUCUAUGGACUGUAGGAGAAGGCCAGAAAGCUACUGUCUGUCUUGUCAGCAAUGAUAUUUAUUUAACUCCAAGGAAAGACUGCAAUGUGGAUAACUUUACCGAAAGAGUUCGGCUGUUUGACUUCUUUGAGAAAGGAACAGCUCAGAAAUUUCUCUGUGAUCACAUACACUGCCUCAGCUGUGAAAGAAGUCAUGGAGUGAUCUUAUUUCUAUAUAGUUUACUUUUCUCAAGGACAUUUGAAAGGCUUCAAAAAGACCUAGACUUCACUACAACUCAUCUGUUACAGUGCAGACGUGGAACCUUCAUCUGUAGCCAAGCCAUUCUGAAUAUCAUUUUAACAGGCACGGCAAGCCCACAUGUGUUUAAUGGAGUCCAGAAGCUUGACACUGAGGGCAGUGUGCAAAAGCGGAUGCAUGGAAUUUUGUCCCGCAGUGAUGUGGGCUACUUACACUGGAGGAAGGAUGAAGCGGAGAAUCACCAACUUCUACAGGUUGGAAGCAUGCUGAGAACUCCCAAACUGCCCAUCUGGUUGUGCGACAUCAAUGGGACCCACAGCGUCCUUUUCAGCACUAACAGGCUGCUCUUAUCUGACUGGAAAAUGGAACACCUUUUUGAUUUGUAUUUUUAUAACGGGCAGCCCUCACAGAAGACAACUGUGCAUCUCACAGUAGACACUCGUUCUCACCACUGGGAAGAAAAGCACUGUGAAGAAGAAAGUCCUGCAGAAAAGAGAAUUUCUUCUGUGGAAAUGGUGAUCCGAACCAAAUGGGAGGGGGCUGUUAUCAACUGGAAUGGGGCUUUCCCAUUCUGACGAUGAUGGCGAGUACAGUAGGUGUCUUAGGCAUCUGUCCGGUCCAACAUCUCACCCUCUUGAAACCUGAGAAGAAAAGGAUUUUG